AUGGGAGGGUGCUUUUCUGACAUGAAAGGAGGGAAGCAAGCGGUGGGAGGGUUACGUGAAGGCACCAACGCGCAAAACGACGCCGUUGAUUUCUUUUACAGGUCUCAAGGUUUUCAUCAAAUGUUCACACAAGUUGAGGUGUACAAUGUUUAUGGUCUUGUAAUCUUUUUGCUGCAGUUAUCUCUUUCAGCAUCCAACUUACUUGAUCGAGACAUUGCAUCAAAGAGUGAUCCCAUGGUUGUAGUAUUUACAAAGAAAAGAGACGGUAAAUUGGAAGAAUUAGGUCGCACUGAAGUAAUUAUGAAUUGUUUGAAUCCAGAGUGGAUAGAGAAAAUCAGUGUUGCAUUUCACUUCGAAAUCGUGCAACCACUUGAAUUUCAUGUGUAUGACAUUGACACAAAAUUUCAUGGCGUUCCCACCAAGACACUAAAACUCGGAGAUCAAGACUUCCUCGGAAUGACCAGUUGCACUUUAUCAGAGGUCAGUCUCAUUGAAUUUGCGAUCAUGGAUGACAACCGCGUUAUUUUGGCCGUUCUGACUAAACCAAGUAGGAGAAUAACGUUGAGGCUCCAAAAUCGAAGUGGGAAUGAUGGUUUAAGAAACCUAGGAGCACUUACCGUUCAUGCCGACGAAACUGUUGCUUCAAGGAGUGUAGUUGAGAUGGUGUUGCGUUGUUCUCAUUUGGAUAACAAGGACGUUUUUUCCAAAAGUGACCCUUUUCUAAGAAUAUCAAGAAUGGUUGAGAGUGGAGGUUAUAUUCCUAUUUGCAAGACUGAAGUUAUCAACGACAAUUUAAAUCCAAUGUGGAAACCAGUUUGUCUUGGUGGCCACAAGUUUGGAAGUAAAGAUAAUCCAUUAUUGAUCGAGUGUUUUGAUUUCAAUAGCAGCGGCGAUCACGUACUUAUUGGCAAAAUGCAGAAGUCAGUAGCAGACCUUGAAAAAUUAUACAAAGAGCGAACAGGCGCAAAUUUUGUCAUACCAUCCAAACGCCGUAGAAAGGAAAAGGUUUUGAAGGGUCAACUGUUUGUGGAUCAAUAUUGUGAAAAGCAACAGUUCAGUUUUAUUGACUACAUCUCUAGUGGUUUUGAACUGAACUUCAUGGUUGCUGUAGAUUUCACUGCUUCAAAUGGAAAUCCUCAACAUUCAGAUUCUUUACAUUACAUUGAUGGACAUGGUCGGUUGAAUUCAUACCAGAAGGCUAUAGUGGAGGUUGGAGAAGUUAUUCAGUUUUAUGAUUCUGAUAGGCGAUUUCCUGCUUGGGGCUUCGGAGGGAGGAUGCCUGGUGGUACCGUAUCCCACUGUUUUAAUCUAAACGGGAGCACAGGUGGCUCUGAGGUUGUAGGAGUUGAAGGCAUAAUGGAUGCUUAUGGCAGUGCUUUACGCAGUGUCUCUCUGUCAGGACCCACUUUAUUUGGCCCAGUUAUCAACAUGGCCGCCCAAAUGGCUGCGCAAUCCCUCGCUUCAUAUAACAACACUAAAUAUUAUGUAUUGCUUAUCAUCACGGAUGGAGUCGUCACGGAUCUUCAAGAAACAAUAAAUUCUCUUGUUAAAGCAUCUGACCUUCCCCUAUCCAUUCUCAUAGUUGGAGUUGGAAAUGCUGAUUUCACAAGCAUGGAGGUGCUGGAUGCUGAUAAUGGACGUCGGUUAGAGAGUUCUACUGGUCGUAUAGCUACACGAGAUAUAGUACAAUUUGUCCCUAUGAGAGAAGUGCAGAGUGGCCAAAUAUCUGUUGUGCAAGCUCUAUUGGAAGAACUACCUGAACAAUUUUUGUCUUUCAUGCGAAGCAGAGACAUCAAACCUCAGCCACCGCCUUCUCACUUCUUCCAAGCAUCCACAUCCACAUCCACCAUGAAAUAG
Sphenostylis stenocarpa is the source of this 1857-nucleotide messenger RNA. NCBI's taxonomy places the organism in Eukaryota, Viridiplantae, Streptophyta, Magnoliopsida, Fabales, Fabaceae. The record is from the annotation of a GenBank genome assembly.